AUGUUCGGGGGCUUCAGCGCCAGCAGCAGCGGCGCCAACGACAGGGUCCAGUUCGUGGCCGGCAACUACAGCGGCGCGGCCCAAGACUCGGACGACGAGAUGUUCUGCGACGAGCCCAACGUGGUGCUAACGCGCUCGUCCCCCACGCCCAACCUCCUGGCCGUGGCGCCCGUGGCCCGCGUGGCCGAGGUCAAGCAGGAGGCGGCCGUGGCGCCCUACGACGGCGCCAUGGUGGACGUCGAGUACUCGACCACAGUCAAGACGGUCGCCGUGCCCGCCGCCGCAGCCGCCGACGCCGCGGCCGGCGGCUUCUCGUCCAUCUCGGACCGCUUCCCGCUCUCCAAGGUGGGCAAGGUGAGCUGCGGCAUGACCAAACAGGUCUUCUGCACGCCGCAGGAGCCCAAGCUCCAGGCCGCGGCCCCCAUCCCCAUGAGCCGCCUGCUCAACGCCACGCCCGAGAUGACGCAGGUGGACCAGAUGACGGUGCUCGUCGAGGACGGCACGGUCGAUGACAACACGAUCAAGGCCGAGCCCGAAGGAGGCUCCUCCAGCACUGCUACUACGACCUUCGUGGCAGGCACCAACCACGUGCAGCAGCAGCAGAUGCUGCUCAUGAGCGACGUGUACCGGUACCAGGCCAUGGACGUGGAAGAAAACGAGAUGGAGCAACUGCGAUGGAACAUCCAGGAGCAGGUUUUCCAGCGCUACUUCCAGCAAGGCCAGAAGUACGAAGAGUGGGGCAAGCUCGAGGAGCAGGACAGCCGAGUCUUCUUCAUCCCAGGCGGACGACGCGAGAACAUCCUGGCCGAGAAACGGUUCCACGACAACGCCGUGCGGGACGCCAUGGGCAAGGGAAACGCCACGUGGGUCAAGGAGCGACGAGCUCGCUUCGAGGAGGAGAUCCGCCUGUUCUACCGAGAAGAAACUCGGCACAAGCAGGAGCUGAUGCUUACGCGGCUUGAAAAGGUGUCGCCGUUCUCCAAGUUCCCGAUUCUGGGCAACCGCUUUCUGCUGCUUCGUCUGCGAGGAAAAGGAGGCAACGGAGAGGUGUGGGACGUCGUUGACUACGCCAACAACAAGCAGCUCUGCGCCCUUAAGCUCUCCACCUCAAUCCGACACGCCCAACGCGAGCACCACACGCACUCGGUAUGGUUUGCGCUUUGUGGUCCGUUGUAUGGGGUUUUGGGGGCUAACGGGUCUUGUGUUGAUCAACAGAAACUCAACCAUCCCAACAUCGUCCAGGUUGGCGAGGUGCCCUUCCUCAUCCGGUACCAGCAGCAACAGUACACCGCUUUCACUGUCGCAAGCGUUCAGUCUGACCUCCAGCAGCUCAUUGAGAUGUACGAGUACCUGGAUGAUGACUCGGCCUACAAGGUGCUCUCGCAGCUCCUGAGCGCGCUCAAGUACUUGCACGAAGAUGUUGGCGUGGCUCACUAUGACUUGAAGCCGUCCAACAUCCUGAUCGACCAUGACGGGUGUGUGAAGCUGACCGACUUUGACUUGACGCGCAACGCCAAAUCAGCCACUUCGAACUCGACGGUGGGCACUUUGCGCUACCUCCCGCCCGAGUGUUUCCGCCCGAACCGGGGCGAUUGCGAGGCCACUGCGGAGAAGGCGGAUAUGUGGAUGGUUGGGAUCGUGUACUGCAUGAUGGUCACUGGAAAGCACCCGAUCUGCCCCGACAAGUCCACGCCAGCGGAAGUCAAGGCUACGAUGGCUCAGUACACGGGUGAGCUUCGGUACGCACGACCGAUUUCGGACCUGUCCCGAUGGAUUUUACAGGGAUGCCUCCACCCGGACCCACGGUGUCGGCCGACGGCCGCUCAGUUGCUGGUGGCGUUGCAGAACGUGGUGCCGCAGCAGUAG
This is a messenger RNA of Phytophthora sojae, 1866 nucleotides long. RefSeq lists its product as hypothetical. NCBI's taxonomy places the organism in Eukaryota, Oomycota, Peronosporomycetes, Peronosporales, Peronosporaceae. Gene Ontology annotation, biological process: intracellular signal transduction; chromosome segregation; peptidyl-serine phosphorylation. Gene Ontology annotation, cellular component: nucleus. Gene Ontology annotation, molecular function: ATP binding; protein serine/threonine kinase activity. The record is from RefSeq and is a predicted model, not a curated record. The transcript has 5 exons. The coding region runs from base 1 to 1866 and encodes 621 amino acids.